AUGACGAAGCGCACCAAGAAGGUCGGAAUCACCGGAAAAUACGGCACGCGCUACGGUGCCUCGCUCCGAAAGCAGGUCAAGAAGAUCGAAAUCUCCCAGCAUGCACGAUACACCUGCACCUUCUGCGGAAAGGUCACCGUCAAGCGCGAAUCUGUUGGCAUCUGGAACUGCAAGUCAUGCGGCAAGACCGUAGCAGGAGGAGCAUACACCGUCUCUACCCCAGCUGCUGCUGCGACUCGCUCGACCAUCAGACGUCUGCGCGAGAUUGCUGAGGUUUAA
Molecule: messenger RNA, 279 nt
Organism: Zasmidium cellare ATCC 36951
Lineage: Eukaryota; Fungi; Ascomycota; Dothideomycetes; Mycosphaerellales; Mycosphaerellaceae
Exons: 3
Coding region: 1-279 (92 amino acids)
Biological process (GO): translation
Cellular component (GO): ribosome
Molecular function (GO): structural constituent of ribosome
Source: RefSeq, a predicted model, not a curated record